Messenger RNA from Mycena indigotica, 453 nucleotides. Its product is annotated as Thioredoxin domain-containing protein. The record is from RefSeq and is a predicted model, not a curated record. Bases 1 to 453 code for a protein of 150 amino acids. The transcript is spliced from 4 exons. Lineage: Eukaryota; Fungi; Basidiomycota; Agaricomycetes; Agaricales; Mycenaceae. Gene Ontology annotation, cellular component: cytoplasm. Gene Ontology annotation, molecular function: oxidoreductase activity, acting on a sulfur group of donors, disulfide as acceptor.
AUGGCGACUCCCAAUAUGCUUCCGCUACGUGGCCACGCUCUCCGCCGUCUAUUCCAGCGCACACCGGCCUCAAUAGCUGGCUUACACUCGUCUUCUCGCUGCAGGGAACGUUACAUCAACGGUUCCAAGACUGACUUCGACAAGAUCGUGCUCCAAAGUUCGACAGACCGAGUUGUUCUCGUUGAUUUCCAUGCAGACUGGUGUGGACCGUGCCACGCUCUGUCCCCCAUUCUCAAUAAGCUGACUACCGAGCGCACGACCGGCUCAGGGAAGCCGCUGGACCUCAUCACCGUUGACAUUGACAACGAAGAAGCUGGCGGCGUCGCCCUCGCCCAAGAAUACAAGGUACGCGCUAUCCCCACCGUGGUGGCGUUUCAGGGCGGAAAACCGCUGAGCCAAUUUGUCGGCGCGCUGAACGAGGGCGGUGUCGCCGACUUUCUCAACAAGCUCUAA